AUGAUCUUUAUCCUGCUGUUCACGAUCGAUACGUACGAUGACACGAUCAGCGUCAAUCCGGACACGUCCUAUCUGCGCUGGAACAACACCUUUCCCGCCAUAUCGCUGUGCUACGCGAAAGGCCGCACGAAUCAAAUAUCCACCUUUCUCAAGGAGGACUGGCAGAGGAGUAACUUUACCCCGCCGAAAAGGUGAGCCACGAAUUAUUUGUGGCCCAAAAUGGCCCAAACGUACCUGUUCGUUAACCCGAACACUAAUCUUGAUGAGGAUACUAGAGCGUUAUGUGAUGGGCUAAAUAGUACGUGUAAUCUCAAUCUAAAGGUGAUGAAGAAUAGAUUUCUACCUUCGAACUGCAAGGAUGUCCUUUUUGAUGUGAAAUUCAUUGGAGAAUCAUUUGAUUGCGAUCGUAUAUUCCGCUACACAUUGACCGAGAUGGGAAAUUGUUUCACAGCUAACAGCAUAUUCGAUCAUGAGCUAACAUUCGAUCAUUUGCCGUUAAAGUUUAACGUUUGGACGCGUAAAAGAAGCUUGGAGUUUCGCUAUCGAAACCACGACACGAUCAACUACAUGAUGUACAUCCACAGCCCGCAGGAUUAUCCUAACUUUGUGGAACCAUUUUACGCACUGAGGAAAUCGGGCGUUGUUUCUCAUUUUAUGAUACAGAUUACCGAAACAGUGAACCAACCGGAGGUGAAGGAUGAACCGAUUGAGAAGCGUAAAUGUAGAUUUCCCGAGGAAAGACUUUCGCCCGUACUGGCGUACAGCUUUUCGCAGUGCUUUCUCUACAAUCGCAUCAAGCUGGAGCUGAAGCUGUGCAACUGUACGAUUCCGACUUCACCGAAAGCGUAUGAAAAGUUUUACUGCGAUUUCAAUGGUCUUCUCUGCAUAAACAAGGAAAAUGUGAAACAAUUAACAAAACAUGUGCACACCAUACACAAGGACCGUUCUUGCAUACAAACGUGCGAAUCGUUGGAAAGCCACGUGAUUGGUGAAACAUUCAAACCCACCAAUUCGAGCUCCGAGCCGGGAAAAGUGAUCCUGGAAGUGUUGAAUGUACCCAUUUUUCGCUACCAUAGGCGAGUGAUUCGAAAUAAACUUGAUUUUGUGGUUUCUUUAGGUGGUAUAGGAGGGCUAUUCUUUGGUGUGUCAUUGAUUAGCAUCAUUGAGCUGGUGUACAACAUGUUUUUCAAACCGUACCAUCUGAAAGUUAAGUUUUCUCCACAAAAAUAA
This is a messenger RNA of Anopheles marshallii, 1230 nucleotides long. RefSeq lists its product as uncharacterized. Lineage: Eukaryota; Metazoa; Arthropoda; Insecta; Diptera; Culicidae. The transcript has 10 exons. Gene Ontology annotation, cellular component: membrane. The record is from RefSeq and is a predicted model, not a curated record. Gene Ontology annotation, molecular function: ligand-gated sodium channel activity. Gene Ontology annotation, biological process: sodium ion transmembrane transport.